UCCUGUUCUCUGGGUAUGGGGGCACCAUGGGAAGGGGAGGAGGCCAGGAGUCAUGGGCAGGGCUCCCCAGAGGACCCAGCCUGGUCUGGCCUGGGCUUUCUGCAGUCACUACAAUGGGUUCUUUGUAGGGUCCAGCUGCCUCAUGGUCCACGUUGUGCUGGGUUAGGCCUUCUGGAAGCCUGCCUCGGAAGAGGUCUCCAACCAGGCUUUCCCUUGAGGUUUGACAUCUACAGGAAGGUGCCCAAGGACCUUACGCAGCCAACAUACACCGGGGCCAUUAUCUCUAUCUGCUGCUGCCUCUUCAUCCUCUUCCUCUUCCUCUCGGAGCUCACCGGAUUCAUAACGACAGAAGUCGUGAAUGAGCUCUAUGUCGAUGACCCGGACAAGGACAGCGGGGGCAAAAUUGACGUCAGCCUGAACAUCAGUUUACCCAAUUUGCACUGCGAAUUGGUCGGACUUGACAUACAGGAUGAGAUGGGCAGGCAUGAGGUGGGGCACAUUGACAACUCGAUGAAGAUCCCACUGAACAACGGGGCCGGCUGCCGCUUUGAGGGGCAGUUCAGCAUCAACAAGGUCCCAGGCAACUUCCACGUGUCUACACACAGUGCCACAGCCCAGCCACAGAACCCGGACAUGACCCAUGUCAUCCACAAGCUCUCCUUUGGGGACACACUGCAGGUCCAGAAUGUCCAUGGAGCUUUCAACGCUCUCGGGGGAGCAGACAGACUCACCUCCAACCCUCUCGCCUCCCACGACUACAUCUUGAAGAUCGUGCCCACGGUUUACGAGGACAAGAGUGGCAAGCAACGAUACUCUUACCAGUACACGGUGGCCAACAAGGAGUACGUAGCCUACAGCCACACAGGCCGCAUCAUUCCCGCCAUCUGGUUCCGCUAUGACCUUAGCCCCAUCACGGUCAAAUACACAGAGAGACGGCAACCUCUGUACAGGUUCAUCACCACGAUCUGUGCCAUUAUCGGUGGGACCUUCACUGUUGCCGGCAUUCUGGACUCCUGUAUCUUCACAGCCUCGGAGGCCUGGAAGAAGAUCCAGCUGGGCAAGAUGCAUUGAUGACCCGCCAGCCCAAUGGCCAAGGACCCCGGGAGACUGCCAGCCCUGCUUCCGGCCCCCCAUCUCCUCCUGCCCUCUUAUCUGGCCCAGGAUCUGGCUGCAUCCCAAAGUGGGGGUGGGGGGAGGCAGGGGGCGGCUCACGGUUUCGCAGCUACCUCUUUUCCCCAUCUUUAAUUUGACACGAAUUACACUGCCUGAA
This is a messenger RNA of Neofelis nebulosa (Clouded leopard), 1270 nucleotides long. It is a transcript of the gene ERGIC1, whose product is annotated as endoplasmic reticulum-golgi intermediate compartment 1. The coding region runs from base 16 to 1071 and encodes 351 amino acids. Gene Ontology annotation, cellular component: COPII-coated ER to Golgi transport vesicle; endoplasmic reticulum; Golgi membrane. The record is from RefSeq and is a predicted model, not a curated record. The transcript has 10 exons. Gene Ontology annotation, biological process: endoplasmic reticulum to Golgi vesicle-mediated transport; retrograde vesicle-mediated transport, Golgi to endoplasmic reticulum. Lineage: Eukaryota; Metazoa; Chordata; Mammalia; Carnivora; Felidae.